AUAUUAACGCCCACAUCAAGCAACGCGUCCUUAAUCACUCUCUAGUGCGCAAAAACGGAGCGAGAGAUCUCGCUUCGUCUCUCUCUCUCUCUCUCUCUCUCUCUCUCAUUCGAUAACUCCGUCGAAUCGAUCGAUCUCCUCGAGGCGUUUGUGAUCGAUGGCUCCGGUGUCGGCGUUGGCGAAGUACAAGUUGGUGUUCCUGGGGGAUCAAUCCGUGGGGAAGACGAGUAUCAUCACUAGAUUCAUGUACGACAAGUUCGACAACACCUACCAGGCUACGAUAGGCAUUGAUUUUCUAUCAAAGACUAUGUACCUUGAAGAUCGGACGGUUAGGCUGCAACUUUGGGAUACAGCUGGGCAAGAGAGAUUUAGGAGUCUGAUACCGAGCUAUAUUCGAGAUUCCUCUGUUGCUGUCAUUGUAUAUGAUGUUGCAAGUCGGCAAUCUUUCUUAAACACAUCUAAAUGGAUUGAAGAGGUUCGCACAGAGAGGGGCAGUGACGUUAUCAUUGUCCUUGUUGGGAACAAGACAGAUCUUGUUGACAAGAGGCAAGUCUCAAUAGAAGAAGGAGAAGCCAAAGCACAGGAGCUUGGAGUGAUGUUUAUUGAAACAAGUGCCAAAGCUGGUUUUAACAUAAAGGCACUGUUUCGAAAGAUUGCUGCUGCGUUGCCAGGAAUGGAGACACUUUCCUCAGCAAAGCAGGAAGACAUGGUUGAUGUGAAUUUGAAGGCAACGAACGCAAAUUCGUCCCAGUCACAGCAACAAUCUGGUGGUUGCAGUUGUUAAUGUCCACCUAUGUUCUGUUGCGAUGAGAGUUUUCUGCUGUCUAAUAUAUUUCAAUUUGGGUCCUGUUGAAAAUAUCCAUGCUUCAUAUGGAAGGAGGAUUCGUCGGAGAUCGCAAUGGUGGUAAAUUAGUCUCAUCUUAUAGUGAUUGUUUCCAGCAAUUCCCUGUAGCUCAUUAUUUUGGUAGUGCUAGCUGAAAUGGUUUGUUUUUGUGGCCUAAACUUUCACAUUAGAUAAUUCAGUAGCUAAAGUGAAUCUGUCUACAGAAAAUAUGGUCAGUAGAAACUUAAUAUAGAGGUUCUUAUUGUGCUAUUAUAAUCACGGUAUUGUUGCAAACUUUUCAAUCUAUCAAUGUUGGUUCUAGUGAUACCUCUCAAUCUUUUUA
Molecule: messenger RNA, 1166 nt
Organism: Ananas comosus (pineapple)
Lineage: Eukaryota; Viridiplantae; Streptophyta; Magnoliopsida; Poales; Bromeliaceae
Product: ras-related protein RABH1b
Exons: 6
Coding region: 158-784 (208 amino acids)
Molecular function (GO): GTP binding; GTPase activity
Source: RefSeq, a predicted model, not a curated record